This is a messenger RNA of Cydia amplana, 1697 nucleotides long. RefSeq lists its product as uncharacterized. The record is from RefSeq and is a predicted model, not a curated record. Lineage: Eukaryota; Metazoa; Arthropoda; Insecta; Lepidoptera; Tortricidae. Gene Ontology annotation, biological process: long-chain fatty acid metabolic process; fatty-acyl-CoA biosynthetic process. Bases 46 to 1671 code for a protein of 541 amino acids. The transcript is spliced from 10 exons. Gene Ontology annotation, molecular function: long-chain fatty acid-CoA ligase activity.
AAAUAGUGAAAUUUUUUUUGCAGUUAACAGAUACGUUCGUAGAAAAUGAUAGUAGACAAUGUGGUGGUUGGCGACACUGCAAUGAAGGUGCCAGGACACCUCUCCUACGCGCAGUACGUGGUAGACAAGCUUAGAGAGCACUCCAAGGCUGGGGAUGGCGUUGCUUUGGUAAACGGAGAUACUGGCGAAGAGGUAACGUUUCAACAAAUUUUGAAUGAUGUGGUGAGAAUCGCCACAGGGCUUAAGAAGUUUGGAGUGAAGCGUGGCGACGUGGUCGGUCUGUGCAGCGAGAGCAGGAUAGAAUACAUCUCAACUGCCAUUGCCGUCAUGUGCUGCGGGGCCACUGUUACAGCUGUAAACUUGCAGUACCAACCUGAGGAAAUGUCGCACGUGCUGAACAUUGCGAAGCCAAAUAUCGUUAUCGGAUCGUCAUCAGCUCUAAAAAUUAAUCUCGAUACUUUCAAAAACCUACCAUUUGUAAAGACGAUGGUGCAAUUUGACGGUACACCUCUACAGCCCGGUAUUGUCCUGUUGAGCAGUUUAAUGAGCGGUGACGUGAGUGUGGAAGAGUAUUCCCCGGAAGAUGUCCAGGGAUGCUCAGACGUGUUGAUUAUCUUGUACUCGUCGGGCACGACGGGCUUGCCGAAAGGAGUCAUGCUCACACACUUCAACAUACUGUACAGCGCAAUACAUUACAGUAACGUCGAUGAAGAUGCUUACAGUCGAACGCUGACAGUGGUUCCGUGGUAUCACGGCUACGGACUCUUAUCUACUAUCAAUUACAUGGCCGUUAAAAAGAAGCUGGUUUUCUUUUCUGGUUUCAACGCUGAAAAGUAUUUAGGAGCUAUUCAAAAGUACAAGAUACAAGUUUUACUAACAGUGCCGCCAAUUGUUCUCUUGCUGGCGAAGUCCCCAGUUGUGGAGAAGUAUGACCUGUCAUCAGUGAACCUGGUGUGGUGCGCUGCUGCCCCUCUUAGCAAGGAGAUUAUUCAGGGAGCUCUGAAACGAUUACCGAAUUGCACCGGAAUAUUUCAAGCGUACGGCAUGACGGAAACGUCUUUAGCGGCGACGCGGGAUGACGAGAUGGACGCGGCCACUCAGCGGGUCGGCAGCGGCGGCCGCCCGAUUCCGGGCGUCAGGACCAAGGUGGUGGACAUAGAAACCCGUCAAAAGCUUGGCCCCAGCCAGCAAGGCGAAAUAUGCAUAAAAGGGCCCAUCGUGAUGAAAGGAUACGCGGGCAACGAAGCCGCCACGCGCGAAGUCAUGGACGAGGAGGGGUAUCUGAAGACAGGAGAUAUCGGCUAUUACGACGAACAUGGCUUCUUGUUCAUAGUCGACAGAUUGAAGGAGAUUAUCAAAUACAAAGGGUUCCAGGUGUCCCCAGCCGAGAUAGAGCGCGUGUUACUCCAACACCCCGGCGUAGCGGAGUGCGGCGUGGUGGGGGCGCCGGACAUGUCCGCCGGCGAGCUGCCCUUCGCUUUCGUAGUCGGCAGGCCUGGGGCCAAUGUCACGGAAGCUGAGCUGUUGGAGUUCACAGCUAGCCGGCUGUCUCCAGCCAAACGACUUCACGGGGUUGUAUUCGUGAACGAGAUCCCAAAAAACCCAUCCGGGAAAAUACUUCGCCGCGUUUUAAAGCAGAAGCUGAAAGAGAUGCGCGCCAGCAAACUGUAGGUGUGUACCUGUGAUUGAGUUGUGAU